This is a messenger RNA of Gastrolobium bilobum, 1376 nucleotides long. RefSeq names its product 25.3 kDa vesicle transport protein SEC22-1. Gene Ontology annotation, cellular component: Golgi membrane; endoplasmic reticulum-Golgi intermediate compartment; SNARE complex. The record is from RefSeq and is a predicted model, not a curated record. Gene Ontology annotation, molecular function: SNAP receptor activity. The transcript has 6 exons. Lineage: Eukaryota; Viridiplantae; Streptophyta; Magnoliopsida; Fabales; Fabaceae. The coding region runs from base 278 to 934 and encodes 218 amino acids. Gene Ontology annotation, biological process: endoplasmic reticulum to Golgi vesicle-mediated transport; vesicle fusion with Golgi apparatus; retrograde vesicle-mediated transport, Golgi to endoplasmic reticulum.
ACAAAAGCAAAACGGUGUAGUUAACUUGUUCUUUUGCUCUAAAAAAGGCUUGGUCUUUAUUCCGCUUCCACCACGGUCUGUUGCCGUCAUUGUUUAGGUAACUGCUUCAUCUGCAAGAUUUUCCGACUAACGUAUUCUGAAAUUGGUGAUUCCGUCAGAUUGGCCCAACCCAAAUGCAUGAGUAUGAGUAUGAGUAUGAGUAUGAGGAGGCAUAAGGGCAUUUUGGUUUGUUUGCGAAGUUCUAAACUGAAAUAGGGAGUUUAUAAACUAAAAAAUAAUGGUGAAAUUGACUAUGAUUGCUCGUGUCACUGAUGGUCUUCCACUAGCUGAGGGACUUGAUGAUGGCCGUGAUCUUAAAGAUGCUGAGUUUUACAAACAGCAAGUUAAGGCAUUGUUUAAAAGUCUUUCAAGAGGACAGAAUGACGCAUCGAGGAUGUCAGUUGAAACUGGCCCUUAUGUUUUCCAUUAUAUUACUGAAGGACGUGUCUGUUACCUGACAAUGUGUGAUCGUGCAUACCCUAAGAAACUAGCCUUUCAAUAUCUUGAAGAGCUCAGGACUGAGUUUGAGCGAGUCAAUGGGUCUCAAAUUGAAACUGCUGCCAGACCCUAUGCCUUCAUUAAGUUUGAUACAUUUAUACAAAAAACAAAAAAACUUUACCAGGAUACCCAUACGCAGCGCAAUAUUGCAAAGUUGAAUGAUGAACUCUAUGAAGUCCACCAGAUAAUGACUCGAAAUGUGCAGGAAGUUCUUGGUGUUGGUGAACAGUUGGACCAGGUCAGCCAAAUGUCCAGCCGCUUAUCAUCAGAAUCUCGCAUAUAUGCUGAUAAGGCUAAAGAUUUAAAUCAACAGGCUCUGAUUCGGAAGUGGGCACCUGUUGCUAUUGUUUUGGGAGUUGUUUUCUUACUUUUCUGGGUCAAAAACAAGCUUUGGUGAUCGAGCAUAGUAUAUGACAUUUUUAUAUUGGCUUGUGCUGCUUUGACUACUUUCUUUUGUCCCAAGACUAUCGAGACUUGGACAGAUAGGUUGGACCCGUAUACGUUUUGGACGAUGUCUACUUUUUGUGGACAACUUUGGUUUAAAAAAGACUAUCCUCUGUUACAUUUGAGCAUGGCCCUAUCAGGCUUUCUGGAGCUGAGACCUUUUACCUUAAGACUAAGAGUCUAAGAAGGCAAGUAUAGAAAACUUAAGUCCUUGGGGACGCAUGUAGGCAUUUCUUUUAAAAAUGUUUAUUACUCAGAACUAUUGCCUUACUGAUAAUGAGUCAAUUGUAUAACCCUUUGAUUUUAUUUUUUUCAAUUUGAGUUUCAGCUGAAUUAGAAUUACAUUUUAUAUGACUUUUUGUUAAUUUCAUCUUUACUUGUCACGAGUAAUAGAA